Molecule: messenger RNA, 921 nt
Organism: Phytophthora infestans T30-4
Lineage: Eukaryota; Oomycota; Peronosporomycetes; Peronosporales; Peronosporaceae
Exons: 1
Coding region: 1-921 (306 amino acids)
Cellular component (GO): membrane
Source: RefSeq, a predicted model, not a curated record
AUGGGGCGCUGUUCCUGUCUGACUAAGUGCGUUAGCGAAGUGAUCUUGAUCGCGAUCAACUGUAUACUAGCACUGGGCGGCGCGCUAGUGCUUUACGUCGGGAUAUACUUAAGGCAUACGGGCUGGGUGGACGUGAUCGAGGGCUAUUGGUCUCCGAUUGACAGCAUCGUGACUGCACUGAUCGUCAUUGGUGCUGUCAUCAUUGGGUUGGCAUUGUGGGGAUCAGUUGCGGCAUUAUGUCGCUGGCGCUUCGGACUGUGCAUCUACGCGAGUGUGAUGCUUCUCGUCUUCAUUUUGUUUGUGAUAGUGGCCGUGUCAGCUUUCCUGCUACGACAUCGUGCCAACGACUGGGAAGACUCGACGUAUCCGGCCAGUAGUGAUGAGGAAUCCGUUAAAGAAAAGUUCGAUCAAGCGUACUGUUAUGCGCAAGGCGAGUUCAUCUGCAACCAGGCUUCAAUCUCAGACGCGCUCACGAUGUUUAUCCCCACACUCGACUCGUCCGUUGCUUCGGUCUUUGAGAACAUGACUGGGGGAGUCAACACCCUCUGUGACGAGUACUUGAGCGACUACGAUGUGCUCUCGAGCGUGUGUGACGGCUGCGAGCAAGCGCGACAGUUCAAGGACUUUUCAUCGGUGGUCGACUGGGCGAACGACAAAUGCCCUAGAUCUGCCGAUACAAUAAUAUGGUGUGGAGUUUUCCUCGGCACCGGAGACACCAACAGCUCGUCCGGUACGGCUCCUUAUUCCGAAUGCCGCACAGAGUUUCUGAACCUCGUGGAGAAGUACACGCUUUGGCUCGGCGUUGGAAGCAUCAUCGUGUGCGCCGGGUCUCUCAUGGUGAUCACCUUCGCUUGUAUCUUGCGGCGACGCGAUCGGCGCCCCGCCUCGCCAGAAAUGCAUUCGGCAUAUGGACGUUUCUAG